Molecule: messenger RNA, 2231 nt
Organism: Debaryomyces tyrocola
Lineage: Eukaryota; Fungi; Ascomycota; Pichiomycetes; Serinales; Debaryomycetaceae
Source: the annotation of a GenBank genome assembly
AUGGCUCUGAAGACUAAAAGACCUAGAUUGAUUCCUCCUGAACAAAGGAAAAAAGUCUCUAAAGCUUGCGACAAUUGCAGAAAGCGGAAGUUUAAGGUAUGUUGUAUGUAUCGUUGAUUCCAAAAUAAUCUUUUGUGGCUUAAGUACUAACUUGAAAAAAGUGUAACGGCGAAUCGCCUUGUCUAUUGUGUUCUCAGAAAGGGCUAGAAUGUCUUUACUGCGAUAUAGAUAGAAGAUCAUUAAAGGGGAAAAAGAUAUCAAGGACAGGAGACAAGCUAACACCUGAAAUGAAGGAAUCUACUACUCACUUGGAGAAGAAAGGUUCAAGUAACAACGGCAGUCAUCUGCCUUUUCCUUCUGGUAAGCUGAUUAUUUCAAAUAUAUCUGCAAGUGACUUGCAACCUUUAUUAACAUUACCGUUAAGCGACGACGACAAGAACGAAUCACAAGCUGGCAUUAAUGGAUCAAGGACAGGUGAUAGCAAUAUAAUAGAAAAUGUACCGAGAAAAAGUGGAGAGCAUACUAGGCUAUUGCUCAAUUCAGCAGGUAACUUGCGGUACUUUGGUGAAAGUAGCCCAUUGUCGUUAAUACAAGAAUGUCGCUCAAUAUUCAAAGUAGUUCUUGGUUCAUCGAAAUUUACCGAUGAUCCUAAGAGAGGACGUGUUAUGGACGAGCCUUCACAACCAAAGAAAGGGAUUCAAGUUUUGUUACCCAAAAGAGAACUGUGUGAUAUCCUAGUAGCCCUUUUUGAAAGAAAUAUUAAUGAUGCAUUCUACAUCUUCGACAUGGAGCACUUUAAACAUAACGUUGUCAAUUUGGCAUAUAAUGAAUCUCUGCACAUUAAUACACCCAAACUAUGCAUGCUCUAUUUUGUUCUUUCCAUAGGUGCUUUUUUUGCAGAGGCAUCAUCAAGUCGAAUAAAGGAGCAGAAUUUACGUCAUGCUGCUUUUUUUGAGAGCGCAGUAGGUAUGAUGAGAGAUUGUGUUUAUGAUGGUAGGCUAUGGAUGGUGGAAGCAGAUUUUUUGAGACAUUUUUAUUAUCAAUCAAACUGUCAAAGAAGUUCUGCGUGGAUACAUUUGGGAACUGCCAUAAGGCAUGCCCAAGGCUUGGGAUUGCAUAGAAAAAUCAUAAACGAAAAAUUUACGAAUCCAUAUUACGUUAUGCAUAGAAGAAGAUUGUGGAGAUCCUUAUUUAUUUGUGAUAGAAUAUAUUCAAUAGUCCUUGGAAGACCAUUGGCUAUUAAUAAUUAUGAUUGGGAUGAUUCAGAAUUGCAGGAAUUGAGUGAUGAUGCAAAUGAAAACUUUAGAAUUAGGUGUCAAGUAGAACUUUCUAAAAUUGCGCAAAUCAAUAGUAAGAUAGUUGAAAAUAUUUACCGAGAUGGAGUGAUAAAUAUUAAACAUACGCGAGCUUUGGCUAUCGAGCUCAAGCUAUGGUCAUUAAAUAUACCCAGUGACCUAGACAUAAGCAAUACAUUGAAAGAAGAUUUAAUGUCAAAGGAUAGUAGCAAUAACUAUUUGUUAAUGCAAGUCCAUUUGGCACAAUUGUAUGGUAUUAUGUUGUUAUUCAGACCAUUCUUAAUGCAUGUACUUUUAAGAAAACUAAAACCUGGAACCUAUGGCGAAUUAAAAGAUGACUGGUUGCUACUUUACUUUUGCAAAGCAUGUAUAAAAUCAUCAUUCUUGUGUGUUUGGUUGAUAAGUUUUUAUAUGGAACAAAAGGGUGAUAGAACAGAACUGUUUGCUAUGAGUAACGGCUGCUUAUUUGCGUCCGCAAUAUUGGGCCUCACUUUGUUAGAGCAAAGGCUCCAGAGCAAGCCAGAUUAUGACUAUAUAAGGGUCUUAUCCGACACAUUACAGGUAGCCAGUAACCUUCUACAUAAUGAUGGGGCAUUUAACCUUAGUUCCGAAAGAUGGGGAGAGAAUGUUGACAAUAUGGUAGCUGCAAUCCCUAAAUAUCAACAUGAACAAACUUCUACUAAUCCAGGAGAUGCUUCUGACUCUAAUAGAAAUGAUUUUGAAGAAUUCAGCAAAGAGAUAAUAUUGAUGGAUAAUGAAUUUGGAGGUCUAAAGGAUUUAACAAAUUUUCAGCAAGGUUUCAUUCCAUCCGACGAUGAGUUAUUAUGUGCAAUGGGAAUAGAUCGACAAGAACUAGGAUCCAAUGAAAGCCCCCCUUUAGAUGCUUUUUUGUAUGAUUAUGGUAAAAAAGAUCAACUUUUCGAUAGGUAUAUUUAG